Charadrius vociferus (killdeer) is the source of this 1452-nucleotide messenger RNA. RefSeq names its product katanin p60 subunit A-like 2 (gene KATNAL2). Lineage: Eukaryota; Metazoa; Chordata; Aves; Charadriiformes; Charadriidae. The record is from RefSeq and is a predicted model, not a curated record. Bases 1 to 1452 code for a protein of 483 amino acids. Gene Ontology annotation, molecular function: protein binding; ATP hydrolysis activity; ATP binding. The transcript has 15 exons.
AUGCGAACACAAGCUCGUCGAAAAAAUCUCCUCGUUCUAAUUUUGCAUUAUUUAAUGGAGGAAGGGUAUGUCGAUGCUGCAAAUGCCUUGGAACAAGAGACAAAAUUAAGUUUACGUGGCUUUGAAGUUUGUGACAACAUUGAUCUUGAGACAAUUUUGAUGGAAUAUGAAAGCUAUUACUUUGUAAAAUUUCAGAAGUAUCCUAAAAUUACCAAAAAAGUCCUGGACACUGCAGAAAAACAACAGCUGAGCACUGGAGGAAGACCAAGAAGGGCAACAAGCUCAUCUCAGAAUCUCCCAAGGCUCAAACAUCAGACUGUGCGAAGACCAUUGUCAAAAACGUCACCUGGGAGUACAACAGAAUUUAAAUCAUCCACCAAGGAGAGCACCACACAGAGUAAUGACAGUGCAGUUACUAUGGAGCAAUCUGACUUUGGCUUCAGCAUCUCAGCAAUAGACAAAACUGGAGGAGACAGCACUCGCCCAAGAAGGGGCCAAGUAAUUAACUUCCAUGGGAUGAUUCAGGAUGCUGUCAAAGUAUCAUCAAAUGAAAUAGCCUUGAACAGCCUUAAUUGUGAUCCAGAUCCUUCAGAACGAUUAUUGAAACCCCUUAGUGCUUUUAUUGGCAUGACUGGUGAGAUGAGAGAGCUUGCAACGGUUGUAAGCAAAGACAUUUAUCUCCAUAAUCCAAACGUGAAGUGGGAUGAUAUCAUUGGACUGGAUGCAGCUAAAAGGCUAGUCAAGGAAGCAGUUGUUUAUCCCAUAAGGUACCCCCAGCUGUUUACAGGCAUUCUGUCUCCUUGGAAAGGAUUAUUGCUGUAUGGACCACCAGGAGUUUGGAAUGUAUUAUUUGAGCUUGCCCGGUAUCAUGCUCCUUCCACAAUUUUCUUGGAUGAGCUGGAGUCAGUUAUGAGUCAAAGAGGCACUAUUUCUGGUGGCGAACAUGAAGGAAGUCGGCGGAUGAAAACAGAAUUACUGGUGCAGAUGGAUGGCUUGGCCCGAUCUGAUGAUCUUGUAUUUGUUUUAGCAGCUUCCAAUCUGCAAUGGGAGUUAGACUCUGCCAUGCUGCGCCGGUUGGAGAAGAGGAUUUUGGUUGACCUCCCAAGUAAAGAGGCACGGCGAGUGAUGAUCCAGCACUGGCUGCCCCCUCGGAGCAACAGUGGAGGAGUGGAGCUGAGAACGGAUCUGGACUACAGCUUGCUGGGCCAGGAAACAGAUGGGUACUCCGGCUCAGACAUAAAACUCGUGUGCAAGGAAGCAGCCAUGCGACCAGUGAGGAAAAUUUUCGAUGCUCUUGAAAAUCACCAGCCAGGUAACAGUAACUUCCCCGUGAUCCAAUUAGACACGAUCACAACUGCAGAUUUCCUGGAUGUGAUCGCCCACACCAAACCAUCAGCAAAGAAUCUAAGCCAGAAGUACACAGCUUGGCAGAGAGAAUUUGAGUCAGUUUAA